Molecule: messenger RNA, 960 nt
Organism: Ogataea parapolymorpha DL-1
Lineage: Eukaryota; Fungi; Ascomycota; Pichiomycetes; Pichiales; Pichiaceae
Exons: 1
Coding region: 1-960 (319 amino acids)
Molecular function (GO): dioxygenase activity
Source: RefSeq, a predicted model, not a curated record
AUGACUUACAUUGAACGGACCAUACCUAAGAUAAGCCUAAAGGAUAAAGACAAGCGAAGAGAGGAGAUCAAGGAGCAACUUUUUUAUGCCGCCAAAAAUAUUGGCUUUUUCACUCUGUGUGAACAGGAUUGUCCAUCGCGAGAAGACAUUGAAGAGAUGUUCCGAUUAUCUCAAAAGUUUUUUGGCCUUUCCCAUGACGUCAAAAUGAAAACACCUCAUAUUAAGUUGCUGAACUCGGGAUUCGAGUCUUGCUCUCAAAUAAGACCUUCGACCGGCACUGCAGAUCAAAAAGAAUCUUUGCAACUACAGUAUCACAGAAUCAAUCAAAACUGGCCAGCUGAAGAAGACGUGGGCAAGGAGUGGAGAGAGAAAACAAAAGCUUUCAUGGAAAAAUGCCAGCAUCUAAGCGACUUUGUGAUGGAGUUAUUUGCCGAGGCUUUAGGAUAUCCUACGGACUUUUUCACAAAAGCCCACAUCAUCAGUUCCGAUACAGCCCAGACGACUUUGAGACUCCUGCACUACUUUGAUACCAGCGGCAAGAAGUUUGACGGGAAUUUCUGGAGAGCAGGACCCCACACGGAUUUUGAUUGUUUGACUCUUUUGUUUCAACGCACUGGCGACCAUGGUCUAGAAGUUUGUCCUGGCCGUGAAGCUCAUACAGAUUUUGGCUACUCAGACAAAUGGACACCCGUUCCAUCAAAAACGGGCGAUAUUGUGAUUAACAUCGGCGAUAUGUUGAUGUCCUGGUCAGACGAUAUUUUGAAAUCUAACUUUCACAGAGUUCGACUUCCCACUCCAGACGAAAACCAAGGAGACCGCUACACCAUUGCAUACUUCAACCAGGCUAAUACAGAUGUUGUCAUUCAGGGACCUCUGAAAAAAUACCCCCCAGUGACCGGAAAAGAAUUUAUUGAAGAGGCUAUGAGGAAAAACUUCGAGAGGCUGCAGAAUGUUACCUAA